AUGUCACACCUGCCAUCCAGCUUCGAUGGCGCUGAGCAAGAUGUGGAGGACAUGACGUUUUACGAAAAGAUGAUUUUCCACUGCAAACAACAACCACUUGUGCCAUUAGGUACGCUAGCUACAACUGUUGCUGUCAUUUUGGCAGCUCAGAAUGUCAGAUCCGGCAACAAACGCAAGGCUCAAAAAUACUUCAGAUGGCGUGUCGGCUUGCAGGGGGCGACGCUGGUCGCAUUGGUUGCUGGUAGCUUCAUAUACGGGACGUCUCAGAAAGACCGCCAGUCCAAGGAGGACCAGUUGCGCGAAAAGGCCAAGUUGAGAGAAAAUUUGUGGAUUCAAGAGUUGGAGCGUCGUGAUCAGGAAACACAGCAGCGGAAAGUGAGAGCUGAGCUGGCUCGUGCCAGAGCCCAGGCUCUGGAAGUGGAGGCCGAAAAUCUUCAAUCAGAACUCGACAGCAUGUCCAAAGGAUCCGGAAAACGCAAUUGA
Molecule: messenger RNA, 483 nt
Organism: Lachancea sp. 'fantastica'
Lineage: Eukaryota; Fungi; Ascomycota; Saccharomycetes; Saccharomycetales; Saccharomycetaceae
Source: the annotation of a GenBank genome assembly